AUGGCACCGGCCAGCCAUACUAAUGCUGCUACUAUAGACGAGCCACUACUAGCGGCCGAAGGCGGUAACAUCCUUGACAUCGGCACUGGUAGCGGCACCUGGGCAAUCGACGUUAGCGACCAGUUUCCAAAUGCCCAGGUGAUCGGUACUGACAUUUCACCCACCCAAUCAUUGUGGGUGCCGCCCAACACUAGAUUCGAAAUCGAUGACGCGACGCAACCAUGGACCUGGGAUGAGAAUACCUUUGACUUUAUCCACGUCCGUUAUAUGCUAGGUGCUAUCACGGACUGGGAUGCGCUGUUUUCUCAAGCAUACCGCUGCUGCACGCCGGGCGGCUGGCUUGAGUCGUGUGAGGUUCACCCUGAGCACCAAAGUGAUGAUGGGACGAACGAGUUGGCUCCGGUCUUGAAGCAGUUCUGGCAGCUGUAUGAAGAAGGCAUGCCCAAGAUAGGCCGAAAGUUCUUUGUUGUCAGAGAGGGUACACAGCGCAAGGCCAUGGAAAAUGCAGGAUUUACGAACAUCACGGAUAAGACCUUCAAGGUGCCGAUGGGCGGCUGGCCUGCCGACAAGAAGCUGGCCGAGAUUGGGCAAUAUAAUCUUCUAGCGUUGCUAAACGACCUUGAGGGAUAUACUACCUAUCUGUGGAACGAAGUUUUACAGUUAGGCAAGGCCGAGUACCAGGUCUUUCUUAUGGAAUUGCGCAAGGCCGUAAAAGACAAGAGAAUCCACACAUAUUACACUGUCCGCUACGUCUACGGGCAGAAACCGUAUGAGUAG
Grosmannia clavigera kw1407 is the source of this 777-nucleotide messenger RNA. RefSeq names its product methyltransferase type 12. Bases 1 to 777 code for a protein of 258 amino acids. Lineage: Eukaryota; Fungi; Ascomycota; Sordariomycetes; Ophiostomatales; Ophiostomataceae. Gene Ontology annotation, molecular function: methyltransferase activity. The record is from RefSeq and is a predicted model, not a curated record. The transcript has 4 exons.